Molecule: messenger RNA, 2192 nt
Organism: Arabidopsis thaliana (thale cress)
Lineage: Eukaryota; Viridiplantae; Streptophyta; Magnoliopsida; Brassicales; Brassicaceae
Product: orotidine 5'-phosphate decarboxylase
Exons: 7
Coding region: 312-1115 (267 amino acids)
Source: RefSeq, marked reviewed
AUUUGGACUCAUAUUCCAACGACAUCGUUUUGGGAAUCCCCAUGAUUCUUGUUUGCUUCUAUCUGUUUUUCUUUUCCAGUGCCCAAAAAUAAAAUAAAAAGAAUCUUUGUCUACAUUGAUUGAAAAUUUGAUGUUUUUCUUUUUGCAGCCAUUCAAAAUAUUGGUGGCUUCAAAUUCACCUCUUACACUUGUAGCUUGUGCUUCAUCCAAUUCUUUGCAGCGAUUAAAACACACAAAAAGUUUGCAUAUGAAUUGCUGACUCUGAAUUUCUCAAAAAGAUAAGGGCAUUGCUUCAUUGAUAUGGUUAAGAAAUGUUAGUUGCGUAUCCUGCGGGAACUAUCAACAAAUUCCAAAUCCCUAUUAGCUGCUAUGCCGCUUUGCGCAGAUUCAAGACCUCGCCUUUUGGUCCUCUGAUUAGUUGUUCUGUCUCCCCAAGAUCAAUAGUUCCUUGUAGCAAUGUAGAGUGUUAUCAUUCAUCUUUUUCUACAAAAUAUCAAAUUCAGCCUCGAAGGAGAUGGAUGUUUUGUAACUCACGCAACAACUCGAUUUCAUCGGAUGAUGAGUACCGUUCAUCACCCAACAUAGCUAUAAGUCUUUUAAGACGUUACAGGACCGUGAUUGGACGCGGUGAAGGCGAAACCUUAAAAGAAUUCAUAUCCGCUGGUGUGAAUGCAUAUGCGCUCGGCUGCACAGAUGAAGAUUUGAGAAAAGAACUAAUGGCUAUGAAAGAUUCGGGUUUAGAGAUUGAGAGAAUGGAGAAUUACGGCGGAAGCACACAGACUAAAUCCAAAAUUACGCUGUCUGAGGUAGAUGAAUGCAUAUUGUGGCUUAGGAUUGUAUUCAUCACGAUCUUGUGUACGCCGCAACCAACAGUCAUAAGAUGGUCAUCGACUCCUUCGGUUUCUGAUGAAAUUCUAAGCAAAUGGAGAGGCUUUUGCGCGGUUAUAGCAAAUGCAUACUAUAUUAGAGGAAUGGCUUGGCUGCCUGUGAAGACUCUUCAGUUGGAGCAGAUGGCGGUGACAGGACAAUCAGAGGAGCCGUCCGUUGUGGCCAGCCGAAUGAGACUGGUGUUUAGCACUCUCGAGGUAGUGAGUCCUCAAUGGCCACGGGUUUAACUAUGAUGUUCUGCAGAUUGAAAUAUACGAGUUCUAAGGUAUCUUUGUUUUGUUCUUUGAAUCUUCAAAAUGUUUUUAUCGUCUUGUUAAUCCCAUUUUGUAAAUGGUUGUAGAACUACUGUAAUUCAAUAGGUCACUGUUUUAAUACACAAACAUAUAAAAUUGUGAAUAUGCGACCAACAUAUUAUGAUAUUCAAUGAACAUAUCACACAUAAGACGAAGAUCGAAUAAGAAUGUUAUAUAUAGAAGCUUAGAAUAAGGACACACAUAAUACUAGAUACUAUUUCAACUUCAAUGAUAGACAUUGCCGCUUCCGCCACCGCUCCCACUACCACUGCCACUUCCGCUACCAUCAACACCACCACCGCCUCCGCCGCCACCACCUCCACCACCGCCUCCACCACCUUCUACAUGCAUAUACACAUCAGGGCCACUAGCGGUUCCAGUUCCACUUCCACUUCCACUUCCGCUUCCACUACCGCUGCCGCUGCUACCGUCACCGCCACCACCACCGCCACUACCUUCACCACUGCCUCCCCCACCUGCACUUGCUGAAUACUCACCACUGCUACUGACUCUACCAUCACCACUACCAUAGCCAGUACCGCUGCCACUGCCAUUAAAGAAACUACCAUUACUGCCGCCAGAACCGCCACCGCCUCCACCUCCGCCUCCACCACCACCUCCACCUCCAACAACUAUGCCUCCGGGACAGUCGGCGCGUCCAUGCGCAUUCCCAUUUCCAUUCCCAUCUCCGUACCCGUUUGCAUUAUCGUCGAUACCUUUUUCGGUACCACCUUCAACACUAGCUCCUCCACCACCACCUCCACCUCCCCCAGCGGCACAAAUUGGCUCACCAUCGAAUUUUGGAUCCAACAAUUUUGUGUUUUCGAAAAGUCCUUGGAGUUGCCUCGCGCCAACAUUGGCACUCACUAGUCCAACGAUAAUCACCACAAGCAACUUAGUGAUUUCCAUCUUUUUUUCUUUAAAUAUCUCUGAAACACAAAAAUGUGAGUUUUUUUUUUUUUCUUGUGAGUUUUUGUUCACAGCAUCAUUAGGCCAUUGGCUAUAUAUAUA